CGGCUGUAGCAAGUUUACAGCACAACAGCUCCUUACAUUUGCCUAUGAGGUAGCUUGUGGGAUGACACAUAUAGCGAAACUGGGGUACCUCCACCGAGACCUGGCAACCCGCAAUGUGCUCGUGGACGAACAUUUCACUUGUAAAAUAUCAGACUUCGGUUUGGCGCGAGAUGUCAGCCUGAUUCGAGAAUACGAGAGCCGGUCACAGGGUUUCCUACCUCUCCGCUGGAUGGCGCUCGAAUCAAUCAAGGACAGCGUGUACACCACCCACAGCGAUGUGUGGUCUUUUGGUAUUCUUAUGUGGGAGAUAGUGACUUUGGGCUGCACUCCCUACCCAGGCAUAUCCAGUAUGAUACUACGACAACAACUGGAGAAUGGUUACCGUAUGAUGAGACCUAAACACUGCACAUAUGAGGUGUACCGCAUCAUGUACCGCUGUUGGAGAGAGCCACCGGCAUUUCGCCCUUCGUUCAAAGAGUUGUGCCAACAGUUGGAAGAUCUGAUCUCUAAGGCCCAGAACUAUGUGGACUUGGUCAAUAUAGAUGAAAGGCUUUUCAAGGGCCUAACACGGUGUAUUCCUGGUGAAAAAUACUAGUUGCGGACUAGUUACUGGGUAUUUUAUCGAAAAGUGCAAAUGACUUCUGGAAAAUUACUACUGUAUGAUUUUUUCAGUUCAACAAUCGGUGAUCAUCGGGUGAGAGCAAUUUACCUGACUUCCAAUUUCAGUGGAAUUCUUUUUGGAUAUAAGUGCCUUU
This is a messenger RNA of Lingula anatina, 755 nucleotides long. Its product is annotated as tyrosine kinase receptor Cad96Ca. The record is from RefSeq and is a predicted model, not a curated record. Gene Ontology annotation, molecular function: transmembrane receptor protein tyrosine kinase activity; ATP binding. Gene Ontology annotation, cellular component: signaling receptor complex; plasma membrane. Gene Ontology annotation, biological process: protein phosphorylation; cell surface receptor protein tyrosine kinase signaling pathway; multicellular organism development. Lineage: Eukaryota; Metazoa; Brachiopoda; Lingulata; Lingulida; Lingulidae.